Saccharomyces cerevisiae S288C is the source of this 867-nucleotide messenger RNA. It is a transcript of the gene PEX21, whose product is annotated as Pex21p. Gene Ontology annotation, cellular component: cytosol; peroxisome. The record is from RefSeq and is marked reviewed. Bases 1 to 867 code for a protein of 288 amino acids. The transcript has a single exon. Lineage: Eukaryota; Fungi; Ascomycota; Saccharomycetes; Saccharomycetales; Saccharomycetaceae.
AUGCCCAGUGUCUGCCAUACAAGCCCGAUAGAAAAGAUUAUCCAACAAGGGCAUCGCAUACAGAAUGAUUCCUUAAUACCGUCAAAACGCACCAAGCUGGCCCAUACGGAAUUAACAGCACACUAUGCCACUGAAGACUCGCAUGUGGAAAAACACUUUUUGCAUAAUGGUAGUAAUUUUGACGGCAUUGACAAUGUAAGGUAUCAAAAUCAACCCUCUCCAUUAACCUUCAUUACUCCAAACAACACUGUAGAUUCCAGUGAUUGGGUUCCGCAGUUCUCGUCUAUGAAGAUUGACGAUUCACUAGAGUUUAGCUCAGAAUAUAAAAGGUUGUAUUCCAAUUACGAGUCACAGCAGCGCCUGAAUUCAAGCAGACAACACUUACCUUUUAAGAAUUGUAUGAUAAGGAAGACAAGUUGCACUUACCCACCUCAAAAGACGCUUCGACAGCAACGCCAAGGAAACCGGGACAACCCAACGGAUGCGUUUCAAUUCGACGCGGAGUUCCAAGUUUUGGAGAGAGAAAUUCAAAAAGAGCGGUACGAGCCCAUAACACGUCGGGACGAGAAAUGGUUCGACCAAGAUCAGUCGGAACUGCAAAGGAUUGCCACAGAUAUAGUAAAAUGCUGUACUCCACCGCCUUCGUCUGCAUCCUCCUCUUCUACUCUUUCCUCCUCUGUCGAAUCAAAACUAUCUGAGUCGAAGUUUAUUCAGUUAAUGAGAAACAUUAGUAGCGGUGACGUGACUUUAAAGAAAAAUGCAGAUGGAAAUUCCGCAAGCGAGUUAUUCUCAUCCAACAACGGGGAACUGGUCGGAAACAGGCACAUUUUCGUCAAGGACGAAAUUCACAAAGACAUACUUGAUUGA